Molecule: messenger RNA, 3979 nt
Organism: Pararge aegeria (speckled wood butterfly)
Lineage: Eukaryota; Metazoa; Arthropoda; Insecta; Lepidoptera; Nymphalidae
Gene: Fas2
Product: fasciclin-2
Exons: 15
Coding region: 364-2871 (835 amino acids)
Biological process (GO): cell adhesion
Cellular component (GO): neuron projection; membrane
Molecular function (GO): protein binding
Source: RefSeq, a predicted model, not a curated record
GAACGGACGUAUGCCCGAGUUGCAUCGCUCCCGAAUUCACUUCACGAAACAAGUUUUACGCAUCGGAUUCCUUCUUACUUCGCAUAUCAGUUAAAUAUCAUAAUGAACUUAAGCGGAAAACUGAAACGAUUCUUUUCGAAUGACUUUCAAAAAGUUGAAAAACAUUACUAAGUGCAGUUUGUGAAUUUCUUUAUCUUAUAUUCCGCGGCUUAAGUACGCGUAGGUGAUACAAAAACUUGAGUGAAAUUGUUUAUUAUUUUGAAACAAAAGACAAAUACCGUUGAAGACGCAGAGUUUGAAUUUCAUGUUCUUUUGCUCUUGUUUAUAAGAACUCAUUCGAGUAGCGUGUUGAAAAGAGACACAAUGAGGUCCCACCGGGCAAGAGCGACAGGUGUGGCGGCUUUGGCGGUUUUGUUAGCCACUAUAACAGGAUGCUCGUGCCAAACGCUACGGAUAUUCCCGAUGCCGAAGCAGCAGACAGUAGCCGUUGGCAAAUCCGUGGUUUUGACGUGCCAGGCGGAAGCUCCCGACACGGCCCUAGUCACGCAGCCGCAAUGGCGCGAUCCCAAAGGACUCAUUAUAAACGAAGCUGCGGCCGGUACCAGACCAGAGAUCUACACGGAACCGAUGCCCGCGAAACAGCUACAGUACCUCUAUAUAUCGUCGAUCACCACGGCAAUGGCAGGCAAUUACACGUGCGAAGCGACCUACACAAACAUGCCUCUCAGCGCCAGUGUGGUUUUGGAAACUUUCGUUGCUAUUACAUGGACAAAUGCAAAUGAAAAUCAGUAUGCGACAAAAGGAAAAGAGUAUAGAAUUAUGUGUGAAGUUAAAGCCGAACCUGCACCCUCUGUGGAUUGGUUCAAAGAAGGAACUAGUAUCGUGACUGGUGAUAGAUAUGUUAUUCAAGCAAAUGGAUUAUUGAUUAAAAAUAUCCAAGAAAGUGAUGAUGGGACAUAUACUUGCCGAGCUGUUGUCAUACAAACUGGAGAGUUAGCGGAAAGGAAUAUUAAGCUUGAGGUUUACACUGCCCCAGAAAUGGAGGAACGCGAAACAAAGGUUCAAAUUAAAGAAGGCGAAACUGCUUCCAUCACUUGUAAAGCUCGAGGGAAACCGCCCCCAACUUACUCCUGGAUUAAAGCUUCGACACGAGAGAACUUAGGUACUACUUCCCGCUUCAGUGUGGAUGAAAUUAGUGGGCUUUUAACAUUCGAUAGAGUAGAAGCUAGUGAUUACGGCAAAUAUAUCUGUAGUGCUGUCAAUCAAGGUGGCCACAACGAAACUGAAAUAGAAGUCGAAGUUUUGGUUCGUCCGAGAAUAUUUGAGUUAUUGAAUAUCACUGCAGCUGAAAAUACGGAGGGAAGAUUGGAAUGUAAAGCUACAGGACGUCCGGUUCCUCGUAUUAGCUUUAGAAAAUUAAGCAAUAACGAUCGAUUCUUGAAUGGUCCAAAUGAUGAUGGACGAAUUACAAUAGAAACGAGCAGUCAUCAAACAGGUGAUCAAAUGGAAUCCAGUGCCGUGAUAACAAUUUCCCGACUGAAUAGGACAGAUGACGGAUUAUAUGAAUGUGUUGCUGAAAAUGAAGGUGGCGAAGCAAGAAAGAAUGGUCAUUUAACUGUUCAAUUCCGGCCUUCUUUUGAACAUAUGAACAACGUUCCAGUAUGGAGUUGGAAUGCUCAACCUGUGAAUAUCAGCUGCAUUGCUGAAAGUAUUCCUAAUGCCACCAUUAAAUGGAAGUUCCACGAAUAUGAUCUUACUGAAACUCCUCACGUCAGAAUAUACGGAUCAGGUCCCAUAAGCUAUGUGACCAUAACACCUAUUGAUGCAAGUCUCUAUGGUAUUUACAAAUGUAUCGCUACAAAUACUCUAGGUGAAGCAGAGCAUAUUAUCCAACUGAGACAAGCUUUCCCUCCAGGAGCUGUUGUUCAAGCAAGACAAGACACUAUUACAGCAACAUCCGUUUCAUUCAAUAUAGUUGGUCCACCUGAAGAUAUGGGACCACCAAUUGAGGCCUAUACAGUACAGUUUAAAGAAAACGGAAACUUUGAUUGGAACUUUGCAAUGAAUCGAACGUGGUCAGCCGACUCUCUGUACAUUGUUGAAAACUUGAGACCGAUGUUUACGUAUGACUUUAGAUUUGCAGCUAUCAAUAGAGUUGGGGUUGGAAGUUGGGGCGCUCCUAUCACAGUUAUUAUGCCCAGAAGAUCACCACCUGAACAACCCAAAUGGAGGGAAUCGAUCAGCUCAGAAUCGCUUAUACACGGAAAAUAUGCUGAUAGAUAUGAACUGCAGUGGAAAAUUCCCGCAGACAAUGGAGAACCGAUUGACAUGUACGACGUUAGUUACUGCCCUGUCCUAAAAGUUACUGGAAAAUGGCAAGUUUCUGCCCAAUCAGACUGCUUUACGGAGGAGUUAAAAUCUUUCGAAGCGAUCAGUUAUGAAAUUCGAGGAUUACGACCGGAUACUCGAUACCGAAUGCACGUGCGUGCUCACAACGCUCUUGGUUUCUCUCAACCUGCUCAACUCUAUGUCCAGACCGCUCUCGGUGUGGAACGAUCUGGAUUUGCUGCCCCGCAACUUUUAUCAAGUGGAGCUAUAAUAGGAUUGGCAUUGGCUGGCGUAUUCAUCUGUCUCAUCAUUGUCGAUCUCCUUCUUCUGUGCUUUAGGCGACAAGGUGUUAUCGCUUCUAUUUGCGGAAGACGGGUCAAGAAACAUUCAGACGAUGAAGCCAAGUUGGGAAGAGACGAAAAGGAACCUCUCAAAGAUACUGGGGACGAAGGCAUAAAAAGGAAUUCUUCAGUAGAGUUCGAUGGACGUCGAGUAUAUGCUACGAGUGGAGGACCAAUUAUUGGCAAAAACUCCGCUGUUUAAAUCACGAAACUCGUGAAACACUCAACAAUAAUCUAUAUAUAGAUGUUUAGGGCACAGUACGAGUAGCUUAUGAAACGUGACUACUAAUGAAUUUAAUGGAAUUUAUGUAACGAGUAUUAAAGCUUGUGUAUUUGUGAUGAGCGCGACCAGUAUUUGAAACUGCCAAAUGACGAAUUGUAACGUUUUAUAUUAAGUGCGUUAUCAGCUUUAUCGCGUGUUAUUAGAUUUAACAUUUGAUGACGUUAUUUCAAGAAUAAGAUCUAAAUAGUAACUAAAAUAUUCAUUUACAAUCAAAUACAUUUAUAUCUUUGUUUAAAAAGACACAUUUUGCUCGUAGGUUAGAUAGUUAUUGUACUUUUUAAUAUUUAUCACAAGAAGACUUGCUUUAUUCAAGUCAAAUACUGCUUCAAGAGGUACAAAACGUGCCUUUUUAUAAAUAAGGUACUUUAUGAGGGUAUUUAUAGCUCAUGCUAGAUUGUAUAUAUCACUAUCUAGAAUAGUUUUAACGUCACAAAAUUAUCGAAACUGUAUAAUUAAAUGAUUUAUAAAAAGGGCAAUUGUAAUAGAGUCUACAAUUAUUGUUUCAUUCUCACUGUUAGAGGUUGGCGUGACGUUUGAGUAAUUUAAGCUGGGAACGUAUCUUUUAAUUUUUUUUAUGGAGAGCAAAUGCAGAAUAUUAGGGAUAAGAACUGUAAAUACGUUAUUUAUAAUUUUGUAAAUAUUGAUACGUUUUUCUAUAUACUUACUUUUUGAAUAAGAAUAUUUGACAGAGAUACACAACGCUUGCCACUAAUAACAUUGGUAGUUAGUAUGGCAAGAUCUCUUUCACCUUUUUAUCUCUUUGUAACGUUACUACGAAUUUUAGAAGUUACAUAUAUUAUCCAUGUGAAAUGAUUGUUGUAAAUUAAUAUAAUGUUUUAUAUCAAUAGGUAAGCAAACCGUACAUAGGCUUUACCUUCAAUGUCUUAAACGGGUCCCAAUAGGUUUUAAUUAAAAUAUUUAUAUCAAUUAUUUAAGGAAUAGCUGUAGUUAUUUGGGGAAUUUGUUUAGAGAUCUAUAAUAAAGAACAGUGGACAAUUUAGUAUAGAAUUAUGUUUUUAUGAUUUUU